Molecule: messenger RNA, 2307 nt
Organism: Fomitopsis serialis
Lineage: Eukaryota; Fungi; Basidiomycota; Agaricomycetes; Polyporales; Fomitopsidaceae
Product: nitrogen permease regulator of amino acid transport activity 3-domain-containing protein
Exons: 6
Coding region: 1-2307 (768 amino acids)
Biological process (GO): negative regulation of TORC1 signaling; TORC1 signaling; cellular response to amino acid starvation
Cellular component (GO): GATOR1 complex
Source: RefSeq, a predicted model, not a curated record
AUGUGCGAGACACUGAUCGCCGUGUUACUGGUCACUUCGUCAGCGAAAGGCUCGAGCCUAGUCUACCGCUGGCCUCCUUCGCCCGAGUCCUCUGUCAGGCUUGCGCGUCCCAGGCUGAACCACGACGUCACAUGUAUCUACGGAGAUAAUCCUUGGCGGGCCGCCAAUGGCUCCGAAAAUCCCUCGGAGAAUAGGGUAUGCCCCGAAAUCCUCGGAUACGAUGAGGAUGCGUACAUAUGGCAAAGACCCGGAGCGUCUCGCCAUAGAUCGUCGUCAGUGUCGCAUUCGCGCUCACAUCCUGCUUCGAGAAGAGCAUCACCUGCACCGGACAUGUCGGCGUCAUUCUCCAGUGGGAACCCAGGGCUGCCUCGUGAUGACGAGUACGACACUGUACUCGGAUACUCUGCGGAGUUCCUCGCCGGAUUACUAUGCCCUCAAGUAUCCAUGUGCCACCAGAAGUUCGAAUUCAUCGUCGACGACCUUGCAUUCAUAGGGCAUCCUGUUUGCGCGGAACCCGACGGAUUGUGGAGGUUCAAACCUGACAAGGCAAAAUCAAUUCCUCGCGGGCGAGUGUCGAAGAAGGGAGAGGCCCCUCAGCCCAAGGGAAAUUCUCUCACACCCGAUAGCACGGAACAGAACAAACAACCCCUGCCGGAUUCAUCCUGGCUACAGACUUUCCAUCUCGUUCUGGUACUUGAUCGUCCCGACCCGUCAUCCUCCACCUCUGGAACGGUGUGGAAGUAUUUCGACACCAUCUACGAACAUAUCGCGUUCACCGUGACCGCCGUCCUGUACCAAGAACAGGUUUUGCACAACUUCGUGGAGGGCGAGUGUGACACUCUUGGAUCUCUUAGAGAUGAAUACUCAAAGAAAGGCGAACCAUUUGCCGAGUACCUUCGCGAAGCACUCAACGUGUCGUCAAUAGCGGUGUCCAUGAAGACACUCUACGAGGCCAUGAAGGAGAGGUCCAUAGCGCGAAUUGUCAUCCACGACUUGCCUCUUGAGCUGCAGCUGCCUCCAUAUCUUGACUCCCUGCUACAUGCUCAUGAAGAAUGUGACUUCGAUACGAUGGAAUCACGUAGUGAAGACGAUUUGCCAAAUUCUUGGGGCAGCAUGAGCGUCGGCUGGCGGCUCCCCGCUUUGAAGCCCUGGAAGAGUCUCCUCCGCCUGUACGAUGAAGACGAGCGAGGAAACGAUGAACUCUACAGGAGGCUUAGGGCGCCCCAACCGACAGCUGAAGACAACGAGCUUGCGGAGCAGCUUGCCAGGUUUCUGGAGAUAGCGAACGUCACUCUAUCGCUCGCGGACAUGGCUAGUUUGCUGGACUGGGACCUUGAGUCACAAGUAUACCCAACCGUGCGCUGGUUGGUCCAUCACCGACGAGCCAAAGUGGUCGAUAUCGUUCAUCCUGGUUUAAGGACCGUCUUCACUGUUCCGCCCAAGUUCAACACUCCGAUGUCCGAACUGACUGCUGACUUCGACCGGAGGUUUGCGGAGCACGAUGUGAGCCCUCUUCCGAAGAUUCUCGCCAUGGUCUCGAUGUCGACACAUCAACAAAGCGCAAACCACUUCUACGGGACCGUAGUCGGAUCGAAGGAGCGUAUUCAGCUGUACCACAACGUCGUCGUGUGGAUGCUCAAGCGUGACCUGCUCAUCACUCUCCACCUGCGUAUCCGGAUCGUCGCCACAGAGGAACUCAAGCAUCGCGUAAGAAUGAAAUACGAGAUGGCGCGCGCGAAACGGGAGCGCAUCCAGGCUAGGUCGGCACAGGCAGAAAAGGAGUCAAACUCGCACGACUCACAGAAGACCGUCGCGUCGAAAGAAGCACCCAGUAUCGAGACGUCCUCCGAGUCAAGUCCUGGCACGAACUGGCUGUCGUUCUCACCAAAGACGGCUAGGGCGCUCGCAAGGCGACAGUCUGUUAGUGCGCAAAAUCAGGGAAGCGUGCAGACACAUCCUGAUGUGGCGGAGAAGCGCGGAAUCGAUGAUUUGGAUGAAGAGGUGGGCUCGUCAGGAGCGGAGGAUGUGGAAGAUUGGUACCGUGGCAAUGGAGACGAUAACAACCCGUACUCGUCUAUGAUCACUGACCCUGCGCGUGCCUCGCGGUUGGAAAGGCGCUGGCUUGCCGCCAUGUCGGAAGGAAAGGAUCCUUACAUAGCCACACGAUUUGAAAAGAUCAAUCAAUAUUUCGAUGGCAAGUGUACGGAUGAUGAGAUUCUAUUCCGAGCAGAGAUUUCUAGGAAACAACUCCGAGAGGUACUGCACCAUUACGAUGAAUACCUGCAAACAUUCCUUCACCCAUCGUAA